AUUUUGAUAACGCCAUUUGUACCGAAACGAAAGUAAGUUAUUGAAAUAGUUUUAAACCUGUUUAUCGGAAUAUUUUACAGUACAAUAGAUGACAGUUUCAAGGGUUGCCAUAAUGUCAAGCAUAAGGUGGGCUUUUAACACAAGGCAAUGGGAGCCAACAGUUACUGACUGGGUGAGGGCUAGCCAGUGUGUUCAACCAGAGGAAAAACAACGGAUUGGCAAGUUUGUGUUCAAGAAAGAUGCCAAAUCCUCAAUGAUAGGAAGACUUAUGUUAAGAAAGAUGUUACACAGAGUAACUAAGAUUCCCUAUGGUGAAAUAAAACUUGGAAGAACUGAUAAAGGGAAGCCAUAUCUGAUGAACACUUUACCAGAGGCAUGCCGACAACUCAGUUUCAAUGUGUCCCACCAUGGAGAUUCUGUAGUGCUUGCUGCAGAGACAGAGGCUGAGGUUGGAAUUGAUGUUAUGAAACUUGAAACACCAGUUGGUGCCAAAUCCAUCAGCGACUUUUUCCACACAAUGCGUCGUCAGUUCACAGAAGAUGAGUGGGUAUAUAUCAAAUCAGGAAAUACAGAGAAAGAACAGCUUGGCAGUUUCUACAGAUUAUGGUGUCUGAAAGAAAGUUAUGUGAAGGCUCUAGGUGUAGGAAUAGGAUUUGAAGUAAAAAGGCUCAACUUUAUAACUGGUGGUGACCUAACACAUGCUGGAGGAACUAUUUGCACAACAACUGUAGAAGUGGAUGGACAGUCAGCCAAGAAUUGGACAUUUGAGGAAACUCUUCUAGACAAUCAUUGUAUAGCAGUGGCUCUCAAGACCCCUUUGUGUACAACACAAAAGUUGAAAAUUGCACCUUUUGAAGUGAUCACAUUCGAUGACCUGCUUGCAGACAGUAAGCCUCUCAGUGAGCCAGAUCAGGUCUAUGGUGAAGAGUUUAUACAGAAAGCAGAGAGGCCUACUCUACAGAGAUGACCAAAUUCUAGCAGUUAUGAACUUGCUUUAUUGGAGGAUACAGUAAAGCUAGAGCAGUAUUAAAGACUGGACCUGUAAUUUUUUGUCGACAUGUCACAGAAAUGAGUGGUGGUUUUUGGAGAGUUGUCACAAAAAAUGAAUUGCAGAAUUUUUAUAUUUCCAUCUUUGAAUAUUUUCAUAAUUUUUGAAGUUCACUGAAGGACAUUUCUUGGAGUUGUUACUGAGCAACCAUUCUUACUGAUUCUCCUUUUGGGCUAAAUGUGAAGAUGAACAUUUGUGAAAGGUAUCAGACUAUCUGAGUAAAAUGAAUGAAAAUGUUUAACCAGGAAAAAAGCUAAAAAGCCGGUUUAUAUGUAGUAGAAAGGCAGAUGUAAUGAAAAACAGAGAUGCCCAUUACAAGUAAGAAGACAGAAAAGCAGAAAAGAAAUGAAAAUGUAGUAUAUGAUUGUGUCUGGUUAUUUUUUGUAUGAUGUAUACAUGUCAAAGUGAUAGUAUCUAUGAUGUAAAUAUGUGUGUAGGAAAUCAUAUUUACAAAUAAAGGCUAUCACAAUAAGGCAAAAGAAAAAAGUUUUGUUAAAAUAUUUCCUCUAGAAAUGUUGGUUAUUUUUAAUCAGUCUAAAUCUGAGUAUUUUCUCUAAAAAAAAUCAGAAAAAAGCAUGGAUACCAAUGAUUUUUAUGUUUUUGUUCUGUUGUGUGUGCUGUAAGCCACUUAGGCAGUAAAAAAGAUAAAAGUUCUGCUAAAAAAAUACAUAAUUAAAAAAUAUGCAUUUUUAUCACAUAAUAAGUAUAUUAUACCAGAAAUUUUCUCAAAUAUAUGAAUUUAAAAAGAAAUCAUGUUAAUUUUGAAAUUUACAUAAUCAUUAGUAUCAGUUAUGUAAUGUAUAUUCAUUUAUCCUCUCUAUACUUUAAAAACGAACAUGGUGACAACCCUUAUAAUAACUGAAAUUGGUAGAGUAAGUAUUGUAGUAGAUACUUGUAAAAUCUUAAAAAAAGUCUGUCUAUUGAGAAAAAUUCUGGGAAAUCUCAGUAACCAUUUUUAGCUCGACUAUUCAAAGAAUGUCAGCUGGCAUCUCGGUACUCACAGUUGUCCAUUGUCAUAAGCUGAUAUGCAUUGUACAGGUUUAAUAACCCUGUUUGGCAAUUUUACAAAAUAAUGCCCCUUUUUCGAAUUAUAUUCAUUCAAUUGAUGAGGCUGUUGAAUAGUUGAGUGUUGCUGUCCUCCGACAGCUCUUGUUAUGUUUUUUUGGCAGGUAUAUUUUGUAGAAUGAUUAAAAAUUUUGACUAGUGAAGAAUUCUUUUUAUUUUUUUUUUCUCCUGUUUAAAAUUACAGUAGGCUAAUUAAAUAUCAGAGAAGACAUUUAAACCUUUUUGGCUGAAGCAACAUGUAAAAUUUUUAUUGUUGUAAUUCUAUAAUUUUGCUCAUGGCUCUCUAUCAACCUUGUCCUUUGUGUCAAAACUGUCGAGGCUAAAUAACAUAUAUUGUUUGCCUCAGCCAGCAACUUAUUGUAACUCUUUAAAGAGGCAGAGGUAGGGAAUUAGUGAUGGCAUACUACACACAGAUUAAAAAAAUACUCUAG
Molecule: messenger RNA, 2544 nt
Organism: Mercenaria mercenaria
Lineage: Eukaryota; Metazoa; Mollusca; Bivalvia; Venerida; Veneridae
Product: L-aminoadipate-semialdehyde dehydrogenase-phosphopantetheinyl transferase-like
Exons: 6
Coding region: 89-967 (292 amino acids)
Cellular component (GO): cytosol
Molecular function (GO): holo-[acyl-carrier-protein] synthase activity; magnesium ion binding
Source: RefSeq, a predicted model, not a curated record